CGUAGCGUAGUGACGCAGGCCAGCUCCACGCACACUCACCAGUAGCACAACAAUACGCUUUCGCCGCUCCCCCUCUCUUCGCCUCGCUCUCGGUAUGGCGGACGGCGAGCGGUCCCCUUUGCUUUCGGAUCUUGGUGAUGGAGCACUUGGCACCGGUAACGGUGGACUGUCUCCCGGAGCGGCUCCACACGGCGCGCCGAACAAACCACAGAGUUUUCCACCGUUUCCAAACUCGACUCAGCCUCCUGUGCUAUUGGGUGAGAAUCCUCCACCAUAUUCCCCCCUGACGUCUCCAGAGAGUGGCAGUGCCCCGGUCAUCAGCUGUAGGGUGUGCCAGUCACUUAUCAGUGUUGAGGGCAAAAUCCACCAACAUGUGGUCAAGUGUGGAGUCUGCAAUGAAGCAACACCUAUAAAGAAUGCUCCUGCAGGGAAGAAAUAUGUGCGAUGCCCCUGUAACUGCCUGCUCAUCUGCAAGGUCACAUCCCAAAGGAUCGCCUGCCCACGUCCCUACUGUAAGAGGAUCAUAAACUUGGGGCCAGUCCACCCAGGCCCAGCCAGUCCAGAACCACAACCAGCUGGAGCUAGAGUUUCCUGUGGACAUUGCAGCAACACUUUCUUGUGGACGGAAUUUACUGACAGGACAUUGGCAAGAUGCCCUCAUUGCAGAAAAGUGUCUUCAAUUGGCCAAAGAUACCCAAGGAGGCGGAGUCUGUGGUGUUACCUGCUGUGCUUGCUGUUUAGCAUUUCAGCCGCCGGACUGAUUGCAGGGACAUGGUCCCAGGCACGGGUGUACGGAGGUAUUUAUGCCUCGUGGGCGGCAGUGCUGUUGCUGGUGGUGUUGACGCUGGCCAGGGCGCUUUAUUGGAGCUGCAUGCGGGUCAGCCAACCUCUCCACAACCUCACAUAGAGAGAGCAAGAGACAAGAGAGGCUGCUGGAGGAGAGAUGAGGGGUGGUGGGUGAAUUAAAGGCCACGUCAAAAGAGAGAGGGAGAAAAAGUCAACUCUUGAAGGCAGUAAUGAAGAGUAAAAGUCAAAUCCAGGGUCGAGAAACGUGAUAAAAGCUUCUCUGGCAUUUUAAAGUUAUUUUUAUUCUGGUUUUCUCUGGAUGUCUUGUAUCAUCCAUGAAUAUGAACUGACUUGUUGCUCAUGCUUACAUUACCGCAGCUGAUUCCAAAUGCUCCCUUUACACCCACACACACAUACAGACACACCCAACACAAUCUGUUUGUCUUAAACGAAGUACACUACAAUACAAGCAUGCAUGCACACUGACACACAUGUUCUCAGACGUAGAAACCUUGAGACGAAAUUGAGCCUCACACACUGUACUUGAGCAUUUAAAAGCCUUACCGAAAAAAGACACGACAGGUUGAACUCCACUAGAUGGCGCCAUUUCAAACUUCCUCCACGAUUUUACAUACUGUCACAUUCUGCAAGGCUGCCCAUGCGUUCUAAAAAUGUGGAUCUACAGAGAAGAAAUUUCUAAAACUGGAUUUUCAUAAACACAAAUCUAAAGUGUAUGCCCAAACACACACUCUCUUCCCCUCCAUGUCUUUAGUUGUGAAUGUUAAAACAGUAUUUUUUUAUAAUUGUGGCUUUGGUUUGUAAAUAUUUGUUGUUUAUUUCAUGAAUGACUGAACAGUUGCACUGUAGCUCUAACACCUAUUUUUAUGUCUUAUUUAAUUAGAAAAUCACUACUGAAAAAUCACAUUGGCUGACAAUGAACAGGAAAAUAUCAACACAACAUGUGAAUUUCAACUUCAGAGGGCUCUCAUUUAUGUUCCUUUGAAGGCAAAGGGGUCAUUUACCUUCCUUCUCAUGUUUAUCCAAAAUUUAGAUCUGUGAGGUUGAUGAUUAUAUUAAUGAGAUUAAUCUGCCGAUAGCUUUGGAUUCUAAACUCCAAAAUCCACUUUCUCUCAGAAUUCUGAGUCUGUGUAGAUUUGUGCUCGGUUGUCCGUAUGCAUCUAAAGAGACUUUCAAAGAUUGUGCUAAUCUUGCCAUUACUGAUCACCUGUGUUCAGUUUACAUUUUAUUCAAGAAAUAUGAAUAAUCGUAAUUGUGCUGGAAUUGAGUAAAAAAGAGAACAAUUGCAAAACAGGACUCGAGAACCAGAUUCUUUGUUCUGCCCGUGAGAGAAAUGUAAGGUUUGGAUGUCUGCAAUCUAAACAAGAGGUCAAGAUGUUAUUUAUAAAAAGCAGAAGGCCGGUGAUAAAGGUCUCUGAAUUUGUUUACAAGUGAGAUUAUGAUGUAAAUGAUGAUGAUGAUGAAGCUAUAAAAGAGUGAAAACAUUAUGACUUGUUUCAUUCACAUGAAUGUUUGGGUCAUCGCAUCCACUCUGCUCUACGCGAUAGUUAUUUUGGCACUUUCCACUCAAAGUCUCUGGCCAU
Messenger RNA from Triplophysa rosa, 2387 nucleotides. RefSeq names its product phosphatidylinositol-4,5-bisphosphate 4-phosphatase 1a (gene pip4p1a). Gene Ontology annotation, cellular component: phagocytic vesicle membrane; plasma membrane; late endosome membrane. The transcript is spliced from 7 exons. The record is from RefSeq and is a predicted model, not a curated record. Gene Ontology annotation, biological process: phosphatidylinositol dephosphorylation. The coding region runs from base 95 to 907 and encodes 270 amino acids. NCBI's taxonomy places the organism in Eukaryota, Metazoa, Chordata, Actinopteri, Cypriniformes, Nemacheilidae. Gene Ontology annotation, molecular function: phosphatidylinositol-4,5-bisphosphate 4-phosphatase activity.